Messenger RNA from Trematosphaeria pertusa, 2930 nucleotides. RefSeq lists its product as uncharacterized. The transcript has 2 exons. The record is from RefSeq and is a predicted model, not a curated record. Bases 198 to 2726 code for a protein of 842 amino acids. NCBI's taxonomy places the organism in Eukaryota, Fungi, Ascomycota, Dothideomycetes, Pleosporales, Trematosphaeriaceae.
ACCGACACUGGCCUCAACGCUUCGCCGAAAGCGCGGCAUUCACGAGGGCUAGGUGCAAACGCUCCUUGCUGCCCAGCACCCCGUCAUGGAGAUAUCAAAUUGCACUUGAUGCCCCUCGGCCGUUCAUUCACAUCUAGCCCACAGCAGCAAACAAACGACCCCCGUCCAUCUCCUAGAAAUCCCUCAAUCUAGUCCCCAUGUCUGCACACUCAACGCUCGAGCGUCACCUCCACCCAGCAGUCCGCCUCUUGUAUGAAGGCCUCCAGCCACGAGCUCACUUCAUCGCCAUGAUCGUGCAGCAAGGGUCACCGUACUCGCCACCACCUCCACCGUGCCCGAAUCUUUCUCCUAUCGAGGAGGAAGAGGAAGAGGAGAUUCUGCCUUUGGGUCCCCCGCCGCAGUUGCAGCUUGAUUUCCUCCAUGCGAAGCGACUCUCGUUCUCGGAAGAACUUGUCAAGUAUUCGUUCGUGCCUGCUAGCCCUGUCGCGUGUGCCGUUCAUCGUUGCAUCGGUUCAGAGCUGAAGAGAACGCACGAGGACCUUGAUAACAAUGUGUACGGCUCGUCGAGCGCCGAGGUGGGGUAUGGAGGAGAAGUUCAGAGUCCUUGGAAGAGACAGAAGGCGACUAGUUCAAUGCCGAACGCGGUCAGGAUGCCGCAGAGUAAGCAUGAUGACCUCAAGCAAGCCGGGGAGCUAGGUAUGGAGGCACGCAAUAGGGAAUCCUGGGCGCCUAUGGUCGACGAUCUGGCGGACUUCUUUGCUGCGAAUCAGAUUUCCCCUGGGAAGAUGGAGAUUGAAGAGGAGGAGAAGAGACCUAGCAGGCGGAGAGCGGACAAAGGAGUUACUGUAAGAGCGGUGAGGAAACAGCAGUCGAAGGCCCACUUGAGAGGCGGUGCUAGCAGCCUCCUAGAAGUCCCGGAUGAACGUGGCGAAGCGGAUACACUCCGCUCCGAGAUUUCCAGCAUCGCGAGCUGGAACGGCAGCAAGGUUGCCAAAGGGGAAGAUGAGAGAGCGGACAACAACCGUCGCUUACGAGACUCUCAGCUUGCGUUUCCAAUUCCACCACAGACACCUCCUCGUGCGCCGGCACCUCGAACGCCGUCUCCAGUAUUCACGCUAUACGCUAGCCCUCGGACGCCGUCACCCAAGGACGAAAGGAGAAUCCGCAACCCCGGCCGAAAGGGGAGUCCGUACAGCUUGUUCCCACCAUCCCCCGACACCGUAGGCGCAUCCAGCGGCAUCUACGAUCAAAACCGGCCCGAUCGAGAAAGAGAGCAGCGAUCGUUAGGUUCUCCAUUUCAAACUCCUAAACGCGAUCGGCGGCCAACUCACCAUACCCAGGACAGCCCAAUCAGUGACUUGUGGGAAAAUGGUAAUCAGGUGUCCCACCUCAACCGAGCAUACAAUGCGUUGCCAACUGGGGUCCCAGCUGAAAGGACCGUGGGCGGGAGUGAAGCGUUCCCAGGCUUUCGAGUUUGGGUUAAGUCACCUGAGUUCUCGGCCACUGAAGUCUCGUGGUUUGGACUCGGAGAAGAGAACAAGCAGCCCCAGUCGCUGCGCCAGAAUCGACCCACGCGAGCCGCACAUCUCAACCGGUUCAGUGGUGGAGCUGGCGAGCCGGUGAAAGGCUGCUCGCCUCACGCGCUUGACAUAGAACGCAGUGCCCCGAGACAUGCUCACGUAGGCCCAUAUGACGACGUGGAGAGAGGGCCACCUGUACUCCCUGAUCCGGAAACUGCCACCAUCCGCCGGGUAUCCAUUUGGGACGGUCCAGAUCUCAACGACGCCGCAACGGACUACCAUGAAUCACAAUCGGUAGUCGCCGAGCGCAUGGACCACAGAGGGCGAGUACAAGGACCUCUUGUAGGAGACCAUGAGAUGGAGAUGGCGAGGAAGAUCGAGAGAGAGAUUAAGCAAUAUUUGACGCAAGCCAUGCGAGAGCAUCAGGAGGCGCUGGAGAUAAUACAUAACUCGGACUUGGACGCCAUACGGAAGAUGCAGCAAAUCCAGUUCCGGGAAGAUGCGCUCAUUUUCAAGUACAGACAAAAGGCGAUGGAACUGGGUUAUGGUAAAUCAGUGGACGAGAGUGGUAACUCUCCUAGAACGGGUCGCGAACUAUUGCAGGAAAUACUCUUGCUGGUGAAACCGCAAGAGGAACAGGCACCUGUGCAGCCGGCACUGACGGCACUGACGCCAGCACCAGCUCCCCAAUCACCCGCAUCGCGACCGUCAUCGCCUCUAGUCACAGUAGGCAAGAAGAUCGGAAGGGUCCUGAGAUACGCACUAGCAAUUCCAGACGACCCGGAUCUAAAAUCCUACUCUCGCCGUAAACCUCCUGUAACAGUCGAGCUGCCAACGGGGGGAUUGUUUGCAGGUGGUAUCGCGGGCAGAGUGUCGGCAGGCAAUCAGCUGCAAUCGACGUCAAGACCUGGGUCUCGAACUAGUUGGAGAAAGAAGGGGAAACGAAACGAGUCCGGAGAACGUCCCAUCGAACGACUCAAUUCAGCGCCUGCAGGUCUGACGAGCGGGGAGGGUAGUCGCCCGCCCCCUCAACAAGCUAUCGGAUAUAAGUCAGAGUUGUCUGGAUCAACGCUGGGGAAUAGGUCGCGGUCAUCUGGACUGCGACCUUGGAGGUAUUGGGGACGAGGCGAUGCGCAGUCCAUCGGUAAAAGCACGACUAAUACGGUGUGGCCGAACCAGUCCGACAUCUACGCUGAGAGUGAAUGAGUUGAUUCAGUCUACUACAACAUUGUUACACUCUUUCCUGGUAUGCUUUGGUUGGACAUCUCGAGCGAGUUAUGUUCCCCGCUAGUGAGAGAGAUGGAUGGUUGGAACGUGCAAGGGAAUCUAGACGGCGAUGCUGUAUGCAUGUUUGGUUUUGCUGCAUUCCUGGUCAAAAAAGUUGCAUGUUAGCGGCUCCUUUCUCAUUCC